Messenger RNA from Cyclospora cayetanensis, 1785 nucleotides. RefSeq names its product probable protein phosphatase 2C 66. Gene Ontology annotation, biological process: protein dephosphorylation. Bases 1 to 1785 code for a protein of 594 amino acids. Gene Ontology annotation, molecular function: protein serine/threonine phosphatase activity; cation binding. The record is from RefSeq and is a predicted model, not a curated record. The transcript has 6 exons. NCBI's taxonomy places the organism in Eukaryota, Apicomplexa, Conoidasida, Eucoccidiorida, Eimeriidae.
AUGCCACAGCAUCCUCAGAGGACUCAAGUGCUUUUACCGCAUCGCCGGUUUUCUCUUUCCGCUCUAGCUUCUAGGCUUAGAGGUCCUCCUACUUCACCUCAAAAACUCCAAACCGAAGCGUCAAACAAAACGUCCUCAAGUCAAAUGAUUGUGUGCAGCGAUGAUCGACAUCAGAGUAGCACGCAGCAACGUCAUCAUCUGUGUUUAAGUCAGGCAGCUCGCAAAGGCUUAGUAUCCAUAUCGCAUGCGAGUAAGGAGGCAGCACAUGAGAACACGCAUAACCAGGAGUUAUAUCAUUCUGAUCUGUAUUGCACUGGGGAAGCGAAAAUCACGAAGCCAGCUCGCAAUGUCAAAGAAUACACUCGAACCGAUGAGCUACGCCAUACACAGCUUCAAAGAUGUGUUGAACGUCCGGCUUUGUUGGACGAAGUAAAAUAUCUGGACAGCGAUUGCACCCCAUUAGCUUCGUCUGCAAUCCCAUUUUGGGAUACAGAUGAAAAAAGCUGCCUGCCAUAUACCCCAUCAAAAGUGUUAAGUUCAUGCCAAUGUAAGACUGAACUUGCCGGCGAGAAUCGUGAGGGCGGAAAACAAACCAGCGGAGAUUUUACAUCUGAUCUUGUAGCAGGUUCACAGCCACCUAAUGGCUGUAUAUCCAGCCCAUUGGCCACAGCGCUACAUCGACAAGGAGCUGCUGCAGGAAAGCUCACAACAAGGCUGGAGCACCCUUUUGAAGAAAAAUGCAGGUUACUAUUGAACGAUGGUAUGUCGUCGUCAUGCUUUGCACAGUGGGGAAUAGGGACCACUUGUAGAAAGGGUCUUAAAAAGAGUCAAGCCAAUCAAGAUGACUUCUUCGUCUAUUGCUGUAAUGAGUGGGGCAUGUAUGGCGUCUUUGACGGUCAUGGGCCUGGUGGUCAUUUUGUGUCAAACUUCAUUCAGUGGCAUCUUCCUAAUAUCAUUCAUGACUAUAUCAUUGCCAACAUGGGGGUACCGGAUGCUUUGAAGAAGUCGUUUCUGCGCGUCAACCAAAUGCUAAAAGUAGCAUCGAAAAGGCAAGACUUUGACCUCGUUUCCAGCGGGUCGACAGCGUCAGUAGUACUCCACCGCAAGCAGGAAAACAAGCUCUUCGUAGCACAUGUUGGUGACUCCAAGAUUAUUUUGGCUACCCGCAACAACGCAGGCCGCCUGGUUGCUGAAAGGAUAACAAAGGAGCACAGGCCAAACGACCCCCUGGAGAAACACCGUAUUGAACUGUCUGGAGGAGAAGUCAGAAGACCAGUAGGACACGUCCCAUACCGCGUAUUCGUGAAGGGAAGCAAUUUUCCGGGGCUCGCAAUGUCACGGUCACUGGGCGAUACGCUGGGUCACGCAGUAGGCAUCAUUUCUGUUCCGGAUAUCAUGGAAAGAGCCAUUGUUGAAGGUGUUGAUGAAUACCUGAUAAUCUGUUCUGACGGAGUCUGGGAAUUCAUCAGUGAUCAGGAAGCUGUCGAUAUUGUUUCGCGUUACCCAGCUGACCAGGCGGACAAGGCUGUAGCAAAGUUAAGUUUGGAUGCUUGGAAUCGGUGGGUGGACCGCAACGGUAAUUCUGUGGAUGACAUUACAGCCCAAAUCAUACACAUGUUUCCUUCGAGUAGUCCCCGGUCUUUGGUGAAGCGAGAAGAUUAUGAAAGCUUGACCGCUUCAAAUCGUCUACUUGAAACAUGGGUUUCCAGCCAGCUUGUUCAAGGUUCAUACUACCCCGUGUUCACCAGCGACUUUUCUAGGGCUGUUGAGGCUUUAGGAGGUUGA